Ambispora gerdemannii is the source of this 486-nucleotide messenger RNA. The record is from the annotation of a GenBank genome assembly. Lineage: Eukaryota; Fungi; Glomeromycota; Glomeromycetes; Archaeosporales; Ambisporaceae.
AUGAAACCAACUGAAACCAGUAAAAAUAUAUGGAUCGCUGCUGGUGAUGGUGAAAUAGAACGAGUACAGGAAUUCAGAGAAUGCAAGUACAAAUCUAUAGUAAAGGGUGACAAAUUAUGGUUCACAUUUCGUGAAAUUUUAAUUACCGAAUUAAUAUCUCGAGGCAUUUCGCCGAAUGAAAAAGAUCAAAAUGGUUAUACACCUUUGGCAGCUGCAGUUUCUUACAAUCAUAUAGCCAUUAUAGAAUUAUUGAUUUCAAAUGGCGCAGAUGUGAACAUUCGUGAUAAUGAGGGCGAUACACCAUUAUGUGUUGCAGAAACAGUGGAGGCCGCUCAGUUACUGUUACAACACGGGGCAGAUCCAUUUAUCAGAAAUACCGAAGGGAAAACGCCAGCACAGGUCGCCUUUGAGGAGGAAUGGUUGGAUGUAGCUCAUCUUUUGAGAUCAAUAACCGGAGAACGACAAAACGAUUCUGAAGCUGAAUAA